AUGAGUUAUUUAUUGGACGAUAAAAAAUUAAUAUUAAAAGAUUUGAUAUCGAAAAAUGAGGCCAUAAAGAGAGAAAACAAGCAUAUAGAACUUGAAAACAAAGCCUUUUUAUGUCUAAUUGAAAAAUAUGGAGAAAAAAAAAAAAUAUUAAAAGUUAUAGAAUAUAUACAUUAUGUUUGUACAAUGUUAUAUAAAAAUGAAGAGGAUUUUAAUUGUAUAAAUAACGAUGAUAAUUUUUUAAAAAAGGUCGAAAAAUUAAUAAAUAAUUCUAUAUUAAAGCCAAAACAAAUUUGUAAAAAUAUAUUAGAAAGUGAUAAUGAUACAUCAUUUAGUAAUUGCCUAGUUUUAGAUGCUAUUGAUAGUUUUGAAAAAAAAAAAAUUCAAUCAAAAAGUCAAGAAAAAAAUCAAAAAAAGAAUCCAAUAUAUGAUGUAAAUAUUAAUGAUAUAAUUGGAUUGAAAAGUAAAAUAAAUAAUGUAGAGAUUGAAAAUGUUGGUAAUAUAAAGAGUAGGGAUGAAAUAAAAAACGUUAACCAAUUAUAUGAGUGUUCCAAAGAAAAUAUAAAAGUUGUGGAUGUAGAUUGUUCAAAUAAAGACAAAGAAAAAGAGAUGAAAAAAAAAGAAAAUAUAUAUUUAAGAAAAGAAAAAAACAUUUGUUUGCAUUGGAAUGAAGAAAGUUCAAUUGAUAAUUUUUUUGAAAAUGAAGGACAUAUUCCACAAAAAAAUGCUAUAAUAAAGGAAUUAAACAUGAUGGGGAAGCAACAAUUAAUAUUUAACGAAAUUGAAAAAAUAAAAAAUGAAAUAAAAGAAUUAACUCUAUAUUUCGAAAAUACCAAAAUUAUUGUAAAUUCAGUAAUAUGCCAAUGUAAAAUAUUUUUAUUUGACAUAAAUGAUGAAAUAAAAAAUUAUAAAAUUAUGAAAGAAAAUAUAAAAAAAAAUAAUUUUUUAAUGAAAAAAUCUAAUACUAUAAAUGAGUUUUAUAAUAAUAUAAUGAAUAAACAAAAAAAAAAAAUUGAAGAAUCUCAAAAAACUAAUAAUACCUUAAUUAAUUUAUAUAAAAAAAAAUUUACAAACAUUAAAUAUAUUUUAUCAAAUAACAAAGACAUAAAUACUGUCGAUUUUUUAUAUUUACAUGUUCUAAUUCGAAAUAAAAAAUUAAAUUAUGAUCAUCUUAUGCGAACUCAUGAAAAUGAUUAUGCUCACCUCAGAAAGUUGAUUGGUGAUAUUAAUGCAAUAGAUAACGAAAUAUCCGAAAAUGAAAAAAAGGAAAAAGAUAUUUUAGCGAAUUUGGAAAAAAACAAUGCUAUAUUGAGUGAAAUGGAUUCAUUAAUUAUAAUUCUCACAAAUAAAAUUAACAAAACAAAUGAAAGUUCAAACAAGAUAAAUAAUUACGAGCAUAUAGAUAUUGCUGGAAAGUUUUCUGUCAUUGAAUUCAUAAAUCUAAACAAGGAAAUUUUGUCUGUGGAAAAAAAGAUAAAAUGUUAUCAAAGAAAGAUUGAAAAUAUAAAGAAUGUGGAAUCAAAUUACAAAGGAAAAGAGAUUUUAUAA
Plasmodium berghei ANKA is the source of this 1545-nucleotide messenger RNA. Its product is annotated as conserved Plasmodium protein, unknown function. Bases 1 to 1545 code for a protein of 514 amino acids. The record is from RefSeq and is a predicted model, not a curated record. The transcript has 7 exons. NCBI's taxonomy places the organism in Eukaryota, Apicomplexa, Aconoidasida, Haemosporida, Plasmodiidae.